AUUUUUUCUGUUGGAAAAUAGUACUUUUGAUCUUGUAGGGCAGAACUUUUGGACACGUUAGACGCUUGUUUAGCGACGAAAUUUCCCGGCGUCGUCAGCUGCUAACUAUUGCAAUAUGAUGGAAAAAGUGUUUUUGGGAAAUUUACCUGGCGAUGUCAACGAAUCAACUCUCCGUCGACUUCUGGAGCAACAGGGCAUUAUUUUCAACAGCAUUUCAAUGAAACGAAACUUUGCAUUUGUCACAGUGAAAGACAAGUACACAGUGGAUGACAUGGUGAAGAAACUGAAUGGGUACACACUGGAAGGAUGUCAGUUGCAGGCGGAACCAUCUAAUGGAAAGAAAAGGCCAAGAACCAACAAGAUUCAGAUUCGGAAUGUACCAUCUCACUGUUCAAAGGAACAAAUAGAAGAGCUUGUAAAUGUUACAUCAAGGAAUCACAAAAAGUUUGAACAAGUUGGCUCAGAAGGUGCUAUUUAUGUGACGUUCAGUACCCCAGAAGAAGCAGAAGAAUGUGUGGAACAGUUGAAUGAUUACAGAUUUGAAGAUGGAACUCAACUCAAGGUGGAGUUUUUCCGGAAUCAAAAACGAUCAAACAGAAGUAACUCCAGCAGCAACCCUGGUGUCUCUCGUCAGGAACUUCCACUGCGAAUUAUUAUUUCUAGUGAUUAUGUUGGUGCUAUAAUUGGUAAACAAGGACUAACUAUCAGGAAAAUUACUUCUGAAAGCCGGGCCAGGGUUGACAUUCAUCGGAGAGAAAGCCAUAUUCCAGAUACUAUGGUUACCAUCAAAGGAUCACCCGAGAGCUGCAGCAAGGCUUGCCAAGAAAUAAUGAGAGUUGUCCAAGAAGAGGCUGAAUCUCUGAAAAGAGGCAAUGUGCCAUUGAAGAUGCUAUGUCCUAACAGCAUUUGUGGCCGGAUUAUUGGAAAACAGGGCAAUGUUAUCAAAGUUUUCAUGGAGGAUACCAGCACAAACAUUGUUGUUUCAAGCUUUGACCCAUAUCCUGGUGGUCUCAUGGAUACUGGUAACAAUUACAUGGACAGAGUUAUCACAAUAUCAGGGUCUACUGAGAAUUGUUCCAAAGCAGAAGGAAAAAUUUCAGAAAAGAUGCGUCAGUGCUUUGAACAAGAUGUUGGAUCCUUCCAAUUUGGCCCCCAACAGCAUCUCAUGUUUUCUGGGAUGCCUGGUCUCCCUUUGAUGCCCAGCAUGAGUCCAUUUCAAAGCAUGAGGCCACCAAUGCCAUACAUGGGCUCAGCAUACUAUCCAGCAACUUUAGGAGGGCCGUCCCAAGCUGUACAACAACCAGAAGUUGUUCAGUUGUAUAUCCCUGAAAAGUCUGUUGGAGCUGUAAUCGGAAGCAAGGGUCAAAACAUAAAAAACAUCAUGCGCCUCUCUGGUGCCCGCAUCAAGAUUCUGGGCGCCAAUGACAAAAAUGGAAGCGGAGAAAACAAUCCUUUCAGCAAUUCAGGAGAUGAGCGAAAAACUGUCAUAUCUGGUUCACCAGAGGCCCAAUGGAAGGCGCAGUUCUACAUCUUUGAAAAGGUUAAGAACGAACUCAGACUUGCUGCUCAUGACGAAGUGCAUAUAAGAACAGAAAUUGUGGUUCCUAAACAAAGCAUUGGGCGCAUAAUAGGAAAAGGUGGACAAAAUGUGAAAGAAAUGCAGCGAGUUAGUGGAGCCAUAGUCCAACUUCCAGGUGAGGACCCUGAUGUGGAUGAAGUUCCUGUCACAAUAAUUGGUAAUUUCUAUGCUGCCCAGUCUGCUCAGCGUAGAGUACGCUCUCUAAUGGCCGUGUUCUUGAGGGCUCAGCCAGCUCCAAGAAGAGCCAGGCCGGGAGCUCCUCAGCAGCUGAUGUGAAAUUGAUAGGCUUGGGCAAUAUGUGGCCAAAUCCAUACUGUCUAAACCUGAAGAUUCCCAUCUGGUUUUGAAUCUGUUCAGAGCAGAUCAUCAAAAUCUUAUUUGUUUUUUUUUACUUGCUCCACACUUCUACUUUGUUCUUUUGUUUCUUUUGUCGAACCCACUCCUAUUUUUUCCUGCUGUCAUUUUCUCUCUAUGCUAGGCUGGAUUUGCCCAAGCCGCAAUUGUUGGUUUGUUAUAUUGAAUAAUACUUAAGUGUUUAGAGACUGUGCUACAUUUAUUGUGAUUUUUCUGAAAUCGGAUUGAUUUUGGAUUUAAAAAAUGUCUGUUAUACAUUUACUUGUUAUACAAUUUGUUCUUAGCUGUGUUUUGUUUGAGAUCAAAAUGAAUAUUUGAUGUGAAAAUGAGAUGGGUUUAUUUUUUUAUAAUUGUUAGAUUUGGGUUCUUUCUAUAUAUGUUAAUAUAUAUAUAUAUAUAUUUAUUAUAUUUAUGUAUUAAAAAGUGAGACCACGCUUUUGUACUCACUAAAAGUUUGUUGUUGAAUAUGCAAUAAAUGGAACAAGCAAAACAAAGAGCCUUGUUGCAGUUUUGAAAAAGUCGUCACAACUGAAGUCUAUGGCAGAAUGCUUUAGUUUCCCAGGCAUAUGGAUGGCAGUCAUUGUCAUGUAAUUCUUUAGGAUUUCUAAGUAGAGAUAGUUUCAUGAAAGUACUGAUCUGCUAUGAUCAGACAGAAGCUUUGAUGAUUUGUAGAGAAGGUUCUUUUUUGUGGGUUGUUUUGAUUUUUUUUGAGGGGGUGUCCUUCGAAUAAGUGCUUGUUUAAAAAUCUGUUUCUACUUUUGAAUUUUUUCUCAAGAGCUCAUUAUGCUUUCAAGGUAAUCGAGUUCUUUAAUAUACCUACAGUUGCAUACUAGAUUUUAAAAUGCUGCCUAGAGAUUCCAUCCACGAGUCUUUCAUACAGUGCAGUAUAUGGCUCUGUUUUUUUGCGCUGUCAUAUCAUGGGUUACACAUCAGUUAUUUUUUAAGAGUAUAUCAUUUUCAAGAACCAGAUGUGCAUUGUCUCUACAUUAUAAAAGGGUUUAAAUGUGAUGAACAAAUUGAUAACAAUUGUCUCUGUGCAUGCCAUGUCUUAUGAACAUAUCCCAGCUUAGCUCAUUGAGAAAAUAACCACAGGAUUUGCCUUAAACUUGUUUGUCUUUGUGGGUUUAUUGUUAACAAAGUGAAUGUAGUGUUGGGAUGGGAAUGUCUGUUGCAAUUUUGUCCUUUCUGCGUGGGGAUCUUUAUCAUUUCCACUUUUUGGUUACGGCAAUUGGGAAAAAGUGGAGUUCAGAUAAUUGUUGCAAGACGUGUUACCUGCUUCUUAAAGCGUUGCUAAAAUAUAGUAACAGCAUAAAUUUGAGACUCGUUAUCAUAACUUUAAACGUUUGAUGAAUGUUAAGUUAAAGGCUAACUUAUGUAAAAUGAGUUUCAUUCUAGUGCUCUGCUUUAUCAACACAUGUAGCUUGCAUUUGUAUCUUCUGUGGUCAUAAGGGUAGGCAUAAACUGUUUUUUCUUAGCAUUUUGGUAAUAGAGGUUUCAGGUUAUUCUAUGAUCACAACAAAAAAAUCUGGGGUACACUUACAUUUUACAUUCUUUUAAAAACCUUUAUAAAAAAUAAUUCCCAAUUAUCUGAAGUCCAUAAUUUGUUCCCUUGCGCAUUUCUGAUUCUAUUCUCAAUUUCCUAUAAAUGCUGACUAGUCAAAUUUCAAAAUAAUUUGCUGUGUUGCAGUUGUCUAGUUUCAGCUUGUUUUUCUUGCCAUUUCAGUAAAAUUUACAUUCCAUGUGACAAUCUAAUUACGUAUGUAUCAUCUCGGAUUGGAGAUGCCACUUACAUUUUUGUUUCUACAUCUGUCAGUAUUUUCUAAAGCCAUAAUACUAGUCACCAGAUGAUUUCAGUAUUGCCUGACAAGUUGAGUGUUUUGUUUUAAAUGGUUCUAACCACUGUUCCUGUUGUACAAUAAGUUUUUAACAGGGUAAGUGAAGACCUUUCCAUAACCUACAUGCUUUUUCAGAUUUUCAGCAAAAUUGAAUUUCAGUUUCCUCUUGCAGUUGGCAACAUGUUUUCACAGUUCAACAGUUAAGCAACAUGCUUUUAUUUCAUUCACCUUUUUUCCCUUUCAGCUUUUUAUGGUGUCAUUUUUCAUGGUACUUUUUUCCUCUCAUUCAUAAUUUGAAGAUAGUGAGAGGAGGAAUAAAGAUGAUUAAGUGCAUUCAUAUUGUAACUGAUCAUCCUGAGGAUGAGAAAAUCGAGGUCAAGUUUUGAGCUCCAGAGCUUUUUUGAACAAUUGUUUAAGCUGAACUUCAUGGGCUGUAUCAAAACUUUGGUAUUGUACUAUUAUGUUGCUACAUAUACCCUUUCUGCCAUUUGACAAUAAAGAUUAUCUUGUUCAAUCAUAA
Molecule: messenger RNA, 4288 nt
Organism: Aplysia californica (California sea hare)
Lineage: Eukaryota; Metazoa; Mollusca; Gastropoda; Aplysiida; Aplysiidae
Product: insulin-like growth factor 2 mRNA-binding protein 1
Exons: 16
Coding region: 116-1855 (579 amino acids)
Biological process (GO): regulation of gene expression; nervous system development
Cellular component (GO): cytosol; nucleus; cytoplasm
Molecular function (GO): mRNA 3'-UTR binding
Source: RefSeq, a predicted model, not a curated record